AUGAGGUUGACUGCAGGAAGUGGAAUGCAUGAUGUUGAGCAAACACGAAUGUUUGCUCAGUGGUUGUUGGAUUUGGGUGAAGGGAAACUAGGCGGAUCUAAUGAUGGUGAUGCGAUUAUAGAUAUACCCGAUGAUCUUUUAAUCAUAGAUUCCGCUGAUCCUAUUUCAAGUCUUAUAGAGUUUGUUUAUCCUUCUCUUCUUGAAAAUUACCAAAGUUCUGGCUUUUACCAAAAAAGAGCGAUUCUUGCACCGACAAAUGAAGUUGUUGAUGAAAUUAAUUCUCAGUUGUUGCUGAUGUUCCCAGGCGAUUCCAAGGAAUACCUAAGUUCCGAUAGUAUUUAUGAGACAGAAAAUCUACAUGAUGGUUUUGAUCAAAGUUUAUACUCUCCCGACGUACUAAAUGGUCUUAAGAUCUCCGGUGUUCCAAAUCAUAAAUUAGUACUAAAGGUCGGUGUUCCCAUCAUGCUCCUCAGAAAUAUUGAUAAAAAAAAUGGUCUAUGCAACGGAACUCGCUUAAAGGUAAUAUCACUUGGAAAUCGCGUUAUUGAAGCAGAAGUGAUAUCUGGAAGCAACAUUGGUGCUCGAAUUUUUCUUCCUAGAAUUGGUAUAAUACCGUCGGAUAAGAAGGUUCCUUUUAGAUUUCAAAGAAGACAGUUUCCUGUUGCUUUAUGUUUCGCUAUGACAAUUAAUAAAAGUCAAGGCUAG
Molecule: messenger RNA, 705 nt
Organism: Helianthus annuus (common sunflower)
Lineage: Eukaryota; Viridiplantae; Streptophyta; Magnoliopsida; Asterales; Asteraceae
Exons: 1
Coding region: 1-705 (234 amino acids)
Source: RefSeq, a predicted model, not a curated record